GGCGGAAUUCACGCCGCUGUUUAUAAACGAUAAUUCCGGACACAUUUUUGCCAUUUCAUUCGAUAAAUAAUCAGAAAAAGAAAAAGAAAAUGAUAUGGCGAUCUGGUCGUUGGCUUGCGAAAUUUGUCAAACAAUCCAACGGCGCUUAUGAUGACACGGUGUCAAGUGACAGCGUUGAAAUCCAGUCAAAAGUUGGGAGAGCUAAAUCACCUGCUUCACUCCACCGAUGAUCGAGCCGGGAUUUUUUAAAAAUAUUUAUUUUCUUAUUUGGAAUUAAGUUUCCGCGUUUUUCAAUUUUCUUCCCCUAUAAUUUCGUACGCUCAAAAGAUUGCCACUCUUAGUCUUAUCGAAUUCGCCGUUCUUCAGAUCUCCACAAAUUGUCACAUUCCACUGAUUCGUCUCCUUGGAUCGAGUUUCUGAAUUUGAAUUCACGCUGCGAAAUGAGCUGCUUUGGGUGCUGCGAGGAAGAUGAUAUGCAUAAAGCUGCUGAUUAUGGAGGCCAGAAUACAGCCAAACACCUUGGAGGUAACGAUGGGAGGCACCACGCCACUGAGACAGCACAGAAGGGAGCUCAAAUUGUGAAGGUGCAGCCUAUUGAAGUACCAAUCAUCCCUGUUGCUGAGCUCAAGGAAGCAACGGAUGAUUUCGGAUCAAACUCUCUCAUCGGAGAAGGCUCUUACGGAAGAGUGUACUACGGGUUGCUGAACAACCAGCAGCCUACAGCGAUCAAAAAGCUGGAUUCUAACAAACAGCCUGACGAUGAAUUCCUUGCCCAGGUUUCUAUGGUGUCGAGGCUGAAGCAUGAUAACUUUGUUCAGCUGCUUGGUUACUGUGUUGACGGGAAUUCACGGAUACUUGCCUAUGAGUUUGCUAAAAACGGAUCUCUCCAUGAUAUUCUUCAUGGGAGAAAAGGUGUGAAGGGAGCACAGCCAGGCCCUGUGUUGUCGUGGUAUCAGCGAGUGAAAAUCGCAGUUGGUGCUGCAAGAGGGCUUGAGUAUUUGCAUGAAAAGGCAACUCCUCACAUCAUUCACCGUGACAUCAAAUCCAGCAACGUCCUACUCUUUGAUGACGAUGUUGCCAAAAUUGCUGACUUUGACCUCUCUAACCAAGCUCCUGACAUGGCUGCUCGACUUCAUUCAACCCGUGUUCUUGGAACUUUCGGUUACCAUGCCCCUGAAUAUGCCAUGACCGGGCAAUUGAAUGCCAAGAGUGAUGUGUACAGCUUCGGUGUUGUGUUACUCGAACUUCUUACAGGUCGGAAACCUGUUGAUCAUAGAUUACCCAGAGGCCAACAAAGUUUAGUCACAUGGGCUACACCUAAACUGAGCGAAGACAAGGUUAAACAAUGCGUUGAUGCAAGACUCGGUGGCGAUUACCCUCCUAAAGCUGUUGCUAAGUUAGCGGCGGUUGCGGCGUUGUGUGUGCAAUACGAAGCAGAUUUUAGGCCGAAUAUGAGUAUUGUUGUCAAAGCUCUUCAACCUUUGUUGAACGCUCGAGGCGUAACUCCAGCCGAAGGAUUUCAUUAGCCACACCACUUUCUCCGCCGUUUAUCCUACUUACCGGAAAAAUUUUACUUCCAAUAUAUACAGUGUUCAUACUCUUAAUGUGCAUAGAAAUCUCCUUAAUGAGCUAUUUUUUAUUUUAUUAUACAAAAAUUAAAUCCGUUCCCUUAUUUGGAUUCUUGUUUUGCCGCCCAUCAAAUUUCUGACUCUUCCUCAUAUUGAAGUUGUGGUAAAAGCGAAAACAGUAUUAGUAUUUUAGAUAAUUUUAUGUUGAAAUGCUUGUUUCUUAAAUAUAGUAAUAUUUAAAGAUAGUUUUCUUAUAAUCUCAUCUAAUUUCCUAAUUAGAAAAGAUACAACGAGUGUCUCUGUAUGUGGGAAAUACAAAUAGGAGGAAGAAUUAGUGUCUAUUUGGAGUCUCCAGGAUCAUGGCAUGUCCACAGAUUAAAAACGCCACAAAUCACUCGUUAUCAUCCAUUUACCUUUGAAUAUAGUCAAACCCAAAAACAAAACACAUCCAAAUUUAGCAAAACCAUGUAAGCAUGUAUAUAUAUAUAUAUAUAUAUAUACGUACCCUCUCUUCUUCCCAUUUUUCUAUCUAUAUUCCUUUCCAAUCCACGUCCAGUAAAUAUAAAAAAGCCAAAAAAAAAAAAAAUGAACACUCCAAUAAAACUCGCCUUUCUCGUUCUCUGCGUCGCGCUAACCGCAACCGCAUACGUUGUCCCAACCAAACGUGACGCCGUUACACCGGAACACGAGAAAGCCGUCCAAGGAAUCUGCAACGUUGUCCAAGACAAACGUCUCUGUAGCAUAACCUUAAGAAGCGUCCCAAGCAAUGAUCCCGCCGUCUUGGUCCGUUACUUAGCGACGGCAGCAGAAACUUCCGUUAAGAAAGGUUUGAAGUUCCUCGCCGGAAUCAAAUCCAAAUACCAAGGAAACGCCUUCGCCACAAAUGUCAUCACCGGUUGCGAGACACAGCUAAACAACGCCAUGGAAGACUUUGCAGAUUUCUGGAAAGCCGCAGGGAAAAACCUAACGAGCAUGGCUGAGAAUUACUUCACGUGUAAGAAGAAGAUGACAUCCAUCUUCACUUACCACUCGACUUGUCUCGACGACAUUUACGACAAAACGUUGUUGAAGGAGGUUCAAGGAGGGAUUGGGCUUGGGAAAAGAAUGAGUGGUGAGUCAGUGGAUGUGUUCGCUGGAAUGGGCAAAGUCUUUAACACUUUCAACAUUAAGACCAAACUUAACCAGCAAGAUACCGAUACCUUGCUCCCACCACCUUUGUCGUUUUACUACAAUUAAUUUUAUUUAUUAAUAUAUAUUAUAUUAUAUAUAUAUAUAUAAAGAAAAAAAAAAUAUGUACGUACGGCGUCAUUGAGGGUGAUGAAUAAUUUGCAUCGACUGGGUUUUUCAGAUAUUUUAGGAAUCUUGUAAAGAAAGGUUCCUCUUGAUGUAUGUUUGUAAUUAAUAUGUUAUGGAUUAUAAUCAUGUAUGGACCUCGUGGUUGGAAAGGAUAUGGAGAAAAAUGUGAUUAUCCAAUAAUAAUAAACUUAAUUUAAUAACGUUUUCGUAUCAUUUAUUUUACGUAUAUAUACAUUUAAAUUCAUUUUCUUCUUCUUUGAA
Molecule: messenger RNA, 3125 nt
Organism: Thlaspi arvense
Lineage: Eukaryota; Viridiplantae; Streptophyta; Magnoliopsida; Brassicales; Brassicaceae
Source: the annotation of a GenBank genome assembly